Messenger RNA from Metarhizium brunneum ARSEF 3297, 1983 nucleotides. RefSeq lists its product as uncharacterized. NCBI's taxonomy places the organism in Eukaryota, Fungi, Ascomycota, Sordariomycetes, Hypocreales, Clavicipitaceae. The record is from RefSeq and is a predicted model, not a curated record.
AUGAAGUGUGAGGGUUACGGGCCAAAGCUGGUGUGGGUGACGGAUGGCAGGGAGUACGCAGAAGGGAGGCAGAGUCAUCGGGGAGCCAUCUAUCGAUAUCCAUUAUUUUCUGAAUCCCGCCGCCAGGCUUUAGUUUCGAAACUGGCCAAGAGCCUUGGAGAGCAAAGCACGACCAAAGCCAUCGACGAAGUGGACGAGUGGCAGCAACCCGGCAACUUGGAAAACAAGAGCUCUUCAUUCAUCAGAGGUCCAUUCAGUGUUUUUGCAGUCGACCAACAAAGCUCUUCGAAAGAUGAGAGAUGGUCAAGGUCAGGUACCAAAGGUAGCCCGUCAGGCUCAGUUCCAACCGACGUCGAUGGCCCUGGCCAAGGGCAUGCUGCAGUGACUAGACCAUUCUCAUCUGUCACGGAUUGCGAGCUUUCACAUGAAACGGCUGUACAGGGUGUUUUGAAUGAGGCAAUAGACAGUGCUUCUACCGCAGGUUCAUUUCUUGCGCUGUCUCCUUCUCAAGAACCGCUUGACUUCUAUGACACUGAUUUUGCGUCACUGUUUCCGCCUACUAGCCCGCAUGCGUUUAUGAAAGGCUCUCCCUCAGAACUAUGGGACUAUUGGUUGCCUACAUUGAGCAUCCCACCCUCACCAUCAGCGCUCUCAUCGGUCCAAAUUUCCAACCCUGAUGGACUUCUGUCCCAAAUGGAACCGCUCCUUCGUCACUACAAGGAACGAGUUCUCGAACCCGCCGCGGAUCUGCGCAAAUGGAGGAAGUCACCUUGGCAACUUCUCUUUUGGCCUUGUGCCCUGGAAACAUAUGGCGAGAUCAAGCUGUGGAAUACUGCGUCACAUCCUCGAUCUGCGGUAUUGUACGCCAUCUCGGCAAACAGCGCAUAUCAUUUGCACGCAACUGAACGCUGCGGCGAGAAAUGGCGCGAAUUGGGUCUUAAAUAUCAAAAUAAAGCCAAAAGACUUGUCUUUCAGGCGUUGCAAGACGAGAUCCUUGGAGUUGCCCGUGCAAAAUACAAGGAACUGCUAAUGGCCAUCUUGAGUGUGGCUAUGGUAUCGCUCUUUGACAAGCCAGAAGCAUUCAAAGGAUAUCUUUUGGCGGCAGAAUACGUAAUUCGUCAUCGUGGACUGCAUAAGCAGAACUCGGUCAAGGCGAGGACCCUCCAACAUAUGUAUACUCACUUACGAAUCUUGACUGAAGGGACAUGCAGCUUCGCGGAUUGCAUCAGCGAAUUUACGGGUCUUAACCACCACGCCGUAGCUCCGGCAGUGCUGCCAAAAUUUGAAAUGGUGGGCAAUCCGCAAGGCAACGAUUUGCGUCUAGACGGAACAGCAAACAACGACAAGGACAUUCAUCUGGAAACGCCAAAGCAGUCAGAAGAUGCUCUGUAUUCGACAAUAUAUGGCAUACCGGAGUCUCUCAUGUGUCUCCUGUCGCGAAUCGUGGCAUGCGCUAAUGAGAAAGACAAGCUUCGGAAAUUGGCUUCAUUCGAUACUUCCCCUUCGGACCUUCUGCAAAAGCACUCACAAACACUAGAGCAUGAGAUGUGGUCGUGGAAUAUAACGGCAGAAUUUCCACGGCCAGAAGCUCACGAAUUCCCCGCACUGUCAUCUGAGGGAGGCCUGGACAGCAUAGAUACGAAGCUGUCGGGGGCCAUGCACCAAGCAGUCAUAAUCUACUUCUAUAGAAGAGUAUACGACACCGAUGCAAUGGUACUCCAGGAACAAGUCAGAAGAUGUCUGGAUGAAUUACAGCCCUGCAUUGAUCAUAAGGCAAGAGACCAAGACUUUGCAACGUCAGUCGCUUGGGCGACCUAUGUUGCCGCCUGCGGAGCGGUUACUACCGAAUUGCGAGACCGUGCUCUGGCAUAUUUGGAGGCCAUUGAUAGUCAGGGAGUGAUCUUGACGCCAAAGCCCACAGUCCAGAUCUCCAAAUUUUGGCAAAGGAGAUUAGAAAGGGGCCUUGUCGCGGCGGGUGAAUGA